UGCCCGGAGAUGCUGUCAACAAAAUAGUCUCUCAACGUCACAAACAACGUUUAAUUUAACUCAGACAGUGCAUCCAAAGGGUUCGGUGUAAAGAUGAGUUCGUUUGGAGGUCGAAUGAAGGAGUAUCCCACCAUUUCUCUGGACAGGUUCGACCGAGAGAACUUACAUGCCCGGGCAUAUUUCCUCUCCCACUGUCACAAAGAUCACAUGAAAGGACUGAAAGGACCAAUACUGAAGAGAAAGCUACACUUCAGUCGUACAGUCCGGCUGUACUGCUCCUUCGUGACCAAAGAACUCCUGCUGAGCAAUCCCAAGUACGCUUUCUGGGAGGAAUACAUCGUUCCUUUAGAGCUGGAGAGCCCAACACAGAUUUCUCUGGUUGACGAAGCAUCUGGAGAGAAAGAAGAUCUCGUGGUCACGCUGCUUCCUGCAGGACACUGUCCCGGCUCUGUUAUGUUCCUGUUUGAAGGUUCCCAGGGAAACGUGUUGUAUACAGGAGACUUCAGGUUGGCUGCUGGAGACACCUCGAGAAUAGAACAUCUGCACUCUGGCAGCAGAGUGAAGGAUAUUCAGAGUGUUUAUGUGGACUCCACUUUCUAUGACCCGCGGUUCUACCAAAUUCCGACUCGGGAGGUCUGCCUGAAUGGUAUCUUGGAGCUUGUUGGAAAAUGGAUCAGUCAGAGUUCAUAUCAUGUUGUGUGGCUCAACUGUAAAGCUGCAUAUGGAUAUGAAUACCUGUUUACCAACCUGGGAGAGGAGUUCAACACACAGAUCCACGUCAGGAGUCUGGGGAUGUUCAAGAAGAUGCCGGAAAUCCUGAGCUACCUGACGACUGACCGCAGGACACAGAUCCAUGCCUGUCGACACCCUAAGGGUGAGGAGUUUUUCCAAGGCAGCAGGCUGCCGUGUGGCUGCACGGCCUCUGACGGGACUCCUCUUCGUAUCAUGAGCAUCAAACCCUCCACCAUGUGGUUCGGAGAGAGAAUGAAGAAAACCAACGUUAUAAUAAAAACAGGAGCCAGUUCCUUCAGAGCCUGCUUCAGUUUCCACUCCUCCUACUCAGAGCUUAAAGACUUCCUCUCCUACCUCCGGCCAGUCAACAUCUACCCCAGUGUUAUCCCUCUUGGUCGGACACUGACUGAGGUUACACAGAUGUUGAAGCUGAUGUGCAGGAACCAGACUGAUCAAGCGUUCAUAUACAAACCUCUGGGAGUCCUCAAACGCAGCAUGGUGGAGAGGCCCACAUACGAGUCAGACAGCGAUGACGAGCUGUUUGACGGGCUGGACUUGGCACCAGUGAGGAAGAAGAUGGGGCUGAGCAAAGAAAUAACAAACGUGAAGACAACGGCGCCCCCUGUGUGUGUGGAGGAGUUUUUACCUCUGACUGUCACAGACACGCAGCCUGUUGCACGUAACUAUGUGGACUGCACCGAGUCCAACGAUGAAGAGGGAGAUGAUGAGGAUCAGGAGGAGGAGGAGAACCACACAAAGGGGGACACAAAGCUGAUGGAGGAGGAGGUGAACGGGGCGGUAAAGGAAAGUGAGAGGAGUAAAGACAGUGAGAUAAAGGAGAUGGAGGUAGAAGGACAUGGUUCCUCUAAUCCUCCAAAAUGGGAGGAUUUCUUCACCACGGAGACGCUGACUGACAGCCAGAACAGCCACAACAGCCAAUCCUGCUGCUCUGUCCCGAGUCCCUCCCCCUCCAGAAUGACUGGCUCACAGACGCCAGAACUGUUCAGUGAAGAAGAAGAAACCCCCGCCAUUGAUGAAAGCUUCAGUCUGACCCUGUCCGCCUCUCUGUCGAAUCAUUCCUCCCAGAACCAGGACUCGUGUUUACCUGACACCGUGAUUCUCCAGCCAGAGCAGGGGGGGUGGCAACAAGGAGACUUGAGGACCAAUACUUUCCCUCAGGAGAAGGAGAGCAACGACCAAAAGAUCCAAUCAGAGAUGGAGGAGCUCUCUGAGUCUCAGGUGUCGUCAGACUUUGAUAUUCCCUGCUCACCAGAGUCAAAAAUGCCACGACCUGAUGAACUGUCGCAGUUGUACAGGAAGCUGGCGGCAGGAGAGGAAGUGGUCACCAGAAAGCGAGACUGAAAGGACUUCAGUUCUUUCUAUUUGUCCACAGUGGAUCUUAGACUGUGGACAGCUUGAAAAAGGGGCAAGAAUUAUUGUCCUCACAGUGCAAAAGGGUCCAAAAUGAAAGUGAGAGUCACAGUGUGUUCAGACUGUGAGCAUCAGAGUUGAUGGGUCUCUGUUCUGUUCUGUUCUCCUUCCGUACAUUACGCUCAGUCAACAUAGCCAGUUAGCAAGUGCUUAAAAGGUAGAAGCGUAACCCUAAACCUGCAUGAACUCAACUGGUUAAUAUGACUUAAAUGCAUGAUCAUUUAUUAAUUUUACAAGUUGACAAGGUUGAUUUACUGAAUGCAGUUUUCUCCUGCUGACCUGCGGCCCAAUCAAGUUGAAGGAAGCCCUGGUAUCUGAGUCAGACCUCUUCCUGAUUGGCUGUUCCUCACAAAGCAGCUGCAUCCACAUUUCUCCAGACUUAAACAUCAUUUGAGAAAUGUGUAAUUACUAAUUAAUUCUUACACUAAACACAACACACACUGUGUGACCUCACCUAUAGGCUGACAGAUCAAUGGUUUAUACAUGUGAAAAACACACAAAGAGCUUCUGUAGUACCUCAUGUGACACCAUUCUUCUCCCACGUCAGUCGAACCCUCAGACCACACAAACCUCAGCAUGUAAAGCGGCACAUGAACAGUUCGUUCCAGUGCACUUUAAGUUCAACUGUGCCCUACAUGCAUCAGUACACCUGUUUACUUCACAGCUCACUUCCCCUUCCUGUUGACAGUUUGUGGUUCGUUCUGCCAAACACUUCAUGUGUUGAUGUGAUGUCAAGUAGUUUUGUAUGAAGGCAGAACUUUUGUUUCAAAUUAAAAGUAUUUAAUUUUCAAUUUAAUAUUGGCUGGAAGAUUGAUCAGUUGGGUUUUCAUCGUUAUUGAACAGUUUACCGAUUUUACUUCCAAACUUUUGU
Molecule: messenger RNA, 3034 nt
Organism: Chelmon rostratus (copperband butterflyfish)
Lineage: Eukaryota; Metazoa; Chordata; Actinopteri; Chaetodontiformes; Chaetodontidae
Gene: dclre1c
Product: DNA cross-link repair 1C, PSO2 homolog (S. cerevisiae)
Exons: 15
Coding region: 94-2094 (666 amino acids)
Biological process (GO): double-strand break repair via nonhomologous end joining; interstrand cross-link repair; protection from non-homologous end joining at telomere
Molecular function (GO): 5'-3' DNA exonuclease activity; damaged DNA binding
Source: RefSeq, a predicted model, not a curated record